Messenger RNA from Aphidius gifuensis, 2010 nucleotides. RefSeq names its product lysosome-associated membrane glycoprotein 5. Gene Ontology annotation, cellular component: membrane. The transcript is spliced from 3 exons. The record is from RefSeq and is a predicted model, not a curated record. NCBI's taxonomy places the organism in Eukaryota, Metazoa, Arthropoda, Insecta, Hymenoptera, Braconidae. The coding region runs from base 416 to 1357 and encodes 313 amino acids.
CAUCAUUGCAUACUAGCGACAUCAAUAUAAAAUCUGUAUUACCAACAAAAUUGAUGAAUUUUUUAAAAUUAUUACGAGCUGCAAUUUCGUGGUCGAAAAUCAAAUCGAAAUUCAAUCAAUCGAAACGUUUAAUUUUUGUAUUGGUUUAAUUGAUUGUUGUUGUUGUUGUUUUUGGUGUUAAAAAAAACUUAAUAAUAAUUAUUGUAUUUUUUAUACAAUGUAAAGCAAUGUACCGCGACGCAUAGUCAAGAGAUAGUUUUUAUUGAUCGUAUGCGCGAGUCGACUUGAAAAGUUCAACACAUAUUUGAGCUAUCAGAAAGACUGCAACUAUUGACACGAUAUAUACAUUAAAUAGAAAAAAAAAAAAGAACAAAAGAAUUUUAAUUAUUAAAUAAAGUUAUAAUAUCAAUCGACAAUGGUGCUUUAUUUAAUUAAUAAAGAAAGUGUUGUUCUCUGGUGUCUUUUGUCGUCGGUCUUCAGUGUGCCAACAUCAGUACCUCAAAAUGCACUUGAUCAAGUUUACACUACAUCUAGACCUAUUAAAACCAUUGUUCAAUUCAACACCCAUAGGCCACUUUCCUUGCAAAUAGGUAAUUCUGGUGGUGGUAAAACAACAAUUAUUGAGUCAUCAAAAAGUCCGACGACAAUGAUAAAGACAACAGCAACAACAACAACAAUACCAAAAAUAAAACCACCUCGUGUAAAACCACUUUAUCGUCUUGAUGCAAUUAAUGGAAAAGCUUGUAUAUUAUUACAAGUUGAUGCAGUUAUAAGUGUUGAAUAUAAAACAAAAAGUGGUGAACAACUUGAAGCAAAUAUAUAUGUACCAUCUGAUGCAACUGUAACUGGUAAUUGUGAUGCUGAAAAUUAUGUAACAAUGUCAUUAAAAUGGAAAGCAUUUGUGCUUACAUGGAGCUUUGCUAAAACUCCAGGUGGUGAAAGAUGGUAUGUUGAUAAAAUUGAAUUAACAUAUAAUUCAAGUGAUCGUCAUUUUACAUCAAUUGAUCAACCAAAUAAAACAGUAAGACUUAGUUCAGAUAAAACAACAUUAUUAUUUCCAACACCAGUUGGUAAAUCAUAUGUUUGUGAAGAUGAAGUUAAAAUACCAUUAACUGAUGGAAAAAAUAAAGCAGAUGUAUUUCUUAGAGAAAUGAAAUUACAACCAUUUAAAUUUAAAGAUAAUAAAUUUGCAUCUGAAUUUUCAUGCAAAUUAUUAAGUGCAAGAGCUGGAAGAGAUGAGACAGCUCCAAUUGCUGUUGGUUCAACAUUAGCAGCAGCUGUUUUAUUGACAAUAAGUGGAUAUGCUGGUUGGCGAUAUUUUAAAGUUAAAAAAGUCAAGUAUGAUACUAUGGAAUAAUAAUACAAAAAAAAAAUACAACCAAAUUAUAAUCAUGAUAAGGAUAUUAAUUAAAAACAUAAUCAACAAAUUUUAAACAUAAAAAGAUAACGAAACAAUUAAUUUGCUACAAUAAAUAAUUGAUUUUUUAGUAAUUAAUUAAUUUAUAGAUUAGUGACUAGUUAUUUUAAUGAGAAAUAAAAAAAUUUUUAUCAAUAAUAAUUAUUAAAAAUUGAUUUGAAAAAUUUUUGAAAUAUUUAUCAAUGAAUUCAAGACUAUAAUAAGAUAAAGUCACUUAAAAAUAUAUUGUUAAUGAUCAAAUUAAUAUAUAAAAAUUUAUAUUCGUUAAUACGAAUAUAUUUUAAUGGUUUAAAUCGCAAGCUCCAAUGGUUGUAUCGAUUUUAGAAAAAGAAAAAACAUAAUAAAAAAAAUGAUAAGGUAUAUUGAGAGUAUGAAAAAGCGCACAAUUGCGUUUUAUUAUAAUUAUUAUAUAAUCUUAAAUACACAUAUCUUCAUGAAAAAAUAAAAUUAUAAAAUUCGUCAAUAUUAAUCAGCAUAUCAAAAGUGUCAUAAUCAUAAUAAAAUAUAAAUUUGUUUUUUCUAAGCGAUAUUUAGGCGCAAUAUCAUUUGGCAUUCAUAUUUACGAAUUUAUAGCUAUAAAUUUGACAUGGACA